Messenger RNA from Poeciliopsis prolifica (blackstripe livebearer), 2437 nucleotides. RefSeq names its product phosphatidylinositol glycan anchor biosynthesis, class T (gene pigt). Bases 18 to 1943 code for a protein of 641 amino acids. Gene Ontology annotation, biological process: attachment of GPI anchor to protein. The transcript has 11 exons. NCBI's taxonomy places the organism in Eukaryota, Metazoa, Chordata, Actinopteri, Cyprinodontiformes, Poeciliidae. Gene Ontology annotation, cellular component: GPI-anchor transamidase complex. The record is from RefSeq and is a predicted model, not a curated record.
ACCUACCCAGUAGCAAUAUGGCAGCGCCCAGGUGUAGUCGCUGCGCUUGGCUACUUCUUGUAUUUAUUUAUUCGUUAUCCGUGGUGGUAAUAAGUGAAGAACCUGCGCCGGGUAAUGAGCAGCAUGCCGGAGUGGUUGAUAAUCCGCAAACAGCGGCGGAAACCGUGAAAGAGCCGACAGAGGAGAGGCGGUGGGAAGCAACCCAGGCGGACGGAACAGUUCCCGGUGAUGCUGCCGCGAACAAACAGGACUCACCUGUCCCCGAUUCGGUCCUGACAGCAGCACCGCCGCUCAAAGACGAGUUUCAGGAGGAGCUGGUCAUCAGGCCGCUGCACUCGGGAGAUAUUUAUGCAAGCUUCCAGUUUCGCACCGUGUGGGAGACUGACUUCACCGGAGGAAGAAAAGUGUCCCACUACAGGCUGUUCCCUAAAUCUCUGGGUCAGGUCAUCUCCAAGUUCUCAGUGCGAGAGCUGCACAUCUCCUUCACACAGGGCUACUGGAGGACCAUGCAGUGGGGACACCCCUACCAUCCCUCCCCUCCAGGAGCUGAACUCUGGGUCUGGUUUCAGGACACUGUGACAGAUGUGGAUGCCACAUGGAAGGAGCUGACAAACGUGUUGUCAGGCAUCUUCUGUGCUUCACUGAACUUCAUUGAUUCCACCAACACUGUUCAGCCCAGCGCCUCCUUCAAACCCCUGGGAAUUGCCAAUGGUACAGACCACCGCUUCCUUCGCUACGCCACCCUCCCACGAGAAAUCGUCUGCACUGAAAACUUGACUCCUUGGAAAAAACUGUUGCCGUGUGGAUCCAAGGCAGGUCUGGCUGUGCUGUUGAAGUCGGAGAAACUCUUCCACAGCAGUUUUCAUUCCCAGGCUGUGCACAUACGGCCAGUGUGUCAGGACGAGCCGUGCAAAACUGCGUCCUUGGAGCUGAGGCAGACGCUGAAUGUGGUGUUUGACCUUCACACCUCUGGACAGGGCAAACGAGAGUGGUCUUUGUUUAAGAUGUUCUCUCGGACCCUCACCGAAGCCUGCCCGCUGGCCUCCUCCAGUAAAAUAUUCAUCGACGUCACAGACAACCCUCAGGAGGACCAGUUUGAGCUCAGUCCAGCUACUCAUCUGCUGAGCCAGGCGGUGGUGUUGGGGGACAGACGGACCUUUUCCGUCUACGAUCUGACCCAACAAGUCACCUUUGGGACUGUGCGCUCCCUUAAUGUGCUGAUUCGCUGGAAAUCCACAGAGGGCGACAUGCUUCGGCCCUUGCUCCAUGCCGAACGUUACGUUGCUGGGUACGGGCUGCAGACCGGAGAGAUCCACACCUUAAUGUACAACAACCAUCCCUUCAGAUCUUUUCCUGUGCUGCUGCUGGACUCUGUGCCCUGGUAUCUGCGUCUCUAUGUUCACACGCUGACCGUCACCAGCAAGGGAAAGGACAACAAGCCCAGUUACAUCCACUACCAGCCGUCCAAAGAUCGGAUUCGGCCCCACCUGCUGGAGAUGCUGGUCCAGCUGCCGCCACACUCCGUCACUGAGGUAACAGUGCAGUUUGAGAGGGCUCUGCUCAAAUGGACCGAGUACACGCCCGAUCCCAACCACGGCUUCUACAUCGGGUCUUCAGUUGUCAGUGCUCUUGUGCCAAGUACUGUCGCCAUGAACACAAACAUCACGAAGGAGCAACCCCUAUUCAGCACUUUUUUCCCCACCAAAGAAGAGUCCAGCUACUUCAUACGCGUCUACACAGAGCCUCUGCUGGUGAACCUGCCAACUCCAGACUUCAGCAUGCCUUACAAUGUUAUCUGUUUAACGUGCACCGUGGUGGCCGUGGGAUACGGCUCCCUGUACAACCUGCUGACCCGAAGCUUCCAGGUAGAAGAACCCAACCCAGGACUGGCCAAGCGAAUAGCCAACGUUAUCCGCAAGAUAAGGGGCGUGCCGCCUCUGUGAGGCAGCACCUUAGGAUCCAUUAGGUUGUUACAGAAGUGGGUCCUUCUGUAACAGAAUAGAAAAUAAACCCAAAGGCGUUAAUGUUCAGGGAAGAACUGAGUCAAGCACUAGUAUGCAUAUACAUAAAAAGGGCAACUUGAAGUUUUUGUUUGUUUGUUUUUUAAAUUUAAGUAAGUGGGAAAUGUACUAGUUAACUAUAAAAAUGUUUUGUUUUUUUUCUCUUUGAAACAAGAACAUUUAUAUAUUAUAUUGCCAUACGGUUCCUGUUAAUAAGCUUCUGAAUUCCUUAAAAACAAUUUUUACUGUUGAACUUUUGCUGUGUUUCUGACCUGCUAUUUUAUAUCUCCAUGCCAGGAGAGAUAAGAUAAAAUGUAAGUCACAGUAACUUUUGUCAGAGUGACAUUUUCUUUUUUCAUUUGUGUAACUCUCGGAUUUGGUUUUCCAUUGCUGAACUUCUCACUUCUAAUCACCAUUAAGAAGCUUUUUAAAAACAA